GUGUACAGUGCAGAAAUUUCGUCCAUAAACGCUGCAUUCAGCACCCGCUAUAUACUUAUAUGCUUCAAAAGUUAGAUAAGAAUAAUCUAAAGUCUGGAGUGAAAGUGUGAAACCAUAUUCACUCAGAAAACACCAACUAUAUUUGCAUAUCUGAUAUCACCAGUUUACACAGCGUAAAAGGCUACAAAUGGAAGAAAAAGUUGUGCUAAAAGAAUUGCUGCAAGAUGAGGAACCCUCCAAUCAUAGUACUAUUGGAUCUACUCUUCUGAGCUUGAGCCUGAAUAACUCUGGACCAACCAUUACCCAAAUGAGCAUGCUGAGAAUAAAGCUUGAGGAAGCGAAGAAGGAGAAUGAGAUUUUAAAGGCUACGCUGAAUCAGGUUAAUGAACACUGCACUGCUCUUAAGAAUCGCAUACUUUUUGAGAUUCAGCAGCAUCAAUUAUCUUCAUCAUCACCUCUCAAUAAAAAUCUUGACUCGCAGGGAAAUAGAAAAGAUGAGGAGAAACCAAUGCUACACACUCGACAGUUUUUGAAUAUUGGUGAGUCUUCACUUUUAGACGGCAACACAGAAGCACGUGCCUCAGCUGAAAACAUUGAAAAGAAAAUAUUAGGAAGAAACGUUGCAUGUGAUAAGUACAAUGGUGAAGGUGAAAUCAAAAGCCAAACAACAUCGCAUGAACCAAAACACACAGAAGAUCAAGCAUUAGAGGCUACUUGCAGGAGAGCUAAAGUUUCCAUAAGAGCACGAUCAGAUUUUUCUUUGAUCGGUGAUGGGUGUCAAUGGAGAAAAUAUGGACAGAAGACAGCGAAAGGAAACCCUUGUCCCCGAGCCUACUACCGUUGCAGCAUGGGAACUGCAUGUCCAGUUCGUAAGCAGGUGCAAAGGUGUUUUAAGGAUGAGACUGUUCUCAUCACAAGCUAUGAAGGGAACCAUAACCAUCCACUACCAGCAGCAGCAAGACCUUUGGCAAGCUCAACAUCAGCUGCAUUGAACAUGUUCCUUUCUGGCUCAAUCACAAGCAAUUCACAUAUCAUACCAAUACCAAAUCCACACCUCUUCUCAGCUUCUUCACCAUCCAACAUUUCCCCAACUGCUGUGGCCACUUUCUCCCAGUCUGCAACAUGUCCCACAGUAACACUGGACUUAACCCAACCCCACAAUAACUACAUGCAAUUCCAAAGAGCCACUACUACUCCAUCGUUCCCUCUUUCACUGCAUGGCCACCCUCAGGUCAAUUCUAUGCUUCCAAUAACCAUGCUAAGUACCCCAGAGAAAAACCUUGACUUGGUGGAUGUUGUGAGUGAAGCUAUAGCCAAAGAUCCUUCUCUCAAAGCAGCACUGUUUUCAGCCAUUUCCUCACUCACUGGAGAAGCACAGAACAUGAUCGAUAACCAAAGCCAACAAAGUAAGAGUGGUUAUGACCCUUGUUCUAAGAUGCCGGCAAUACCACCUCAUCAACCUUACACUACUCAGUUGAUAUAGAUCGGGUUAAUCAUAUAUAUAUAAAUAGUGUUCAAAUAUUAAUAAAUCAAAUAGAAAAUCUGGCUUGCUUGACAACAGAAGAGGUGAGAGAGAGGUAAGUUUUAUAUAUGAGAAAUCUGCGUGAAUUCACUACAUGGAAGACAUCCAUAACACUGGCUUUCGUUAGCCGUUACUUUGUAAAAUAAAUUAAUGAACAAAAAGUUUUGGCUCUUUAUCAUGUUUUUAAUUAUUAGCCUCGUCAAAUGUUAUACUAUCUGUCAAUAUAUGUUAAUCGAAAAAAUUUACAUAAAAAAAAUACUAGU
This is a messenger RNA of Cajanus cajan (pigeon pea), 1785 nucleotides long. Its product is annotated as putative WRKY transcription factor 47. NCBI's taxonomy places the organism in Eukaryota, Viridiplantae, Streptophyta, Magnoliopsida, Fabales, Fabaceae. Gene Ontology annotation, molecular function: DNA-binding transcription factor activity; sequence-specific DNA binding. Gene Ontology annotation, biological process: regulation of DNA-templated transcription. The record is from RefSeq and is a predicted model, not a curated record.